Messenger RNA from Leptopilina boulardi, 5656 nucleotides. RefSeq names its product palmitoyltransferase ZDHHC8 (gene Zdhhc8). Gene Ontology annotation, biological process: protein palmitoylation. Gene Ontology annotation, molecular function: palmitoyltransferase activity. Bases 319 to 2319 code for a protein of 666 amino acids. Lineage: Eukaryota; Metazoa; Arthropoda; Insecta; Hymenoptera; Figitidae. The record is from RefSeq and is a predicted model, not a curated record. The transcript is spliced from 9 exons.
AAAUUUCCACAUAGCGUGUGGUGGGGACUAGUGCUGGGCCAAAUGUGUCAUGGUUCGCGAUUGCAAAAAAUCUGGAUUGUUAAUUGUGUUCCGAUUGUUUUUGCUCAAUUGUUUCAAGUAAUGGAUGAUGAGAGUUUCAUUGAUUUAUGGUUGUUCGAAUGUAUGAAGUAUGAAGCAGCACAUUAAACGGUUUUCAUAUAUCUCAAAAAUAACCACUAUCAAUGGACGCGGCCAUGUUUUCUGGUAGCAGAAAUCGCGAAAAUCUUGCCUAUUAAAUUCCUCGAAUUAGUUUAAAAUCACGAUAGUGGAAUCUACAGAAUGCCGAAAAACGAUGUGAAAUUUAAGUGUCUACCAGCUACAUUCGCUUGGACCCUUUUGCUCAGCACUACAACACUUUUUUUCUACUUCCCGUGCCAGUAUUAUAUUGGACCGUAUCCAUGGGUUCCUGCAUUGCAAGGUGUUAUUACAUUCUUUGUUUUGACAAAUUUUACAUUGGCAACGUUUAUGGACCCAGGAGUAAUACCAAAAGCUCCACCAGACGAAGAUCGAGAAGAUGAUUUCAGAGCUCCUUUAUAUAAAAGUGUAGAAAUCAAUGGAAUAACAAUUCGCAUGAAAUGGUGUGUUACAUGCAAAUUUUACAGACCACCACGUUGUUCUCAUUGUAGUGUUUGUAAUCAUUGUAUCGAGACAUUCGAUCAUCAUUGCCCAUGGCUAAAUAAUUGCAUAGGCAGGAGAAAUUACCGAUUUUUCUUCUUUUUUCUCUUGUCGCUUAGCUCACAUAUGCUCAGUAUAUUUGGACUUUGCCUCUAUUUUGUCCUUCUACAUAAACAGCAACUAGGCGAAGUUCAGACAAUAGUCGCAAUGGUACUCAUGGGCGUGGUGACGAUACUGGUGAUUCCAAUAUUUGGAUUAACUGGAUUUCAUGUAGUGCUCGUUUUUAGAGGACGCACGACAAACGAACAAGUCACUGGCAAAUUUGAUACAGGUCACAAUCCAUUCUCUGGCGGAUGUUUGCACAAUUGCUGUUACACACAAUGUGGACCGCAGUUCCCGAGUUUAAUUAAACCUGAAAAGUAUUCAGGAAAACGACGCGGAGCUUGCACGUCCGACAUCUCGAUCAUCGCCACUGAGAACCAGGUAAAAACCUACAUGGAUAGCAGCAAUGGUGUUAGAAAUGCCAGUUCAAAUGCUUACAAUAAGUUAUCUCCUGGUCGUGAUGGAUCCGAUACGGAUAUGGAGCCAACGGCUUCUCAAUCAGCUGAUUGUGAGCCAACACCUCCGUUGCAGAGGCACGGAUCGAAAAGUAAUUUUUUCCUGCCAUCCAUGGAGAAUAAUGACUCUCCACGACAUCCUCUUUCACCGAGAGGAAGAGGAUUGCCAAGAGGCAGUCCUCAUCCUAGGCCGAGCGAUCUUUACAGAGGAAUGAAUGGAUCUCGUAGUCACACGCCAGAUCCAUUAUCACCAGAAGGUAGUGGAUCUCCGGCAAUAGGUCCGCAGAGAGGUCAGGGACAAGGUGGUGCCAGUCCAACGAUGCAGCAACGAAUCAAAGCCAUCGGUGUACCCACCCCGCUUGCCAUUUCCAGUCCAAUUCGCAGAUCAAAUCCAGGAACCCCGACGCAGGUCCGUCGGCCGGAUUUCAUUGGUGUGAAUGAUGCUCCCACUUAUUAUGACGUCCAACAGUGUAAUGUUGCCUGUACACACAGCAAUUAUAGUCCACAGCGACGUUUUCUUUCGGAAAGUGAAUUGAUACGUCAGGGUAAUGAGCAUCCUUAUUCACGAACAAAUAAUACAGUUGAUAAUAUUCGUGAACUUGCCGGUUCACCACAACGUGGCGUUUACAUGUGGAAGGAUAAUUCACCAGGUAGUUAUCCAGUGGCAUCAACAAUGAUUCAUCAACCCACAAUACCAACUCAACGUCCACCACCAUAUGAUUAUUAUCGUUCAAAUCCAACAAGUCCCACGCAACAAUUUAAUGCGAAUAAUAAUAAUAAUGCAGCGGCAGCAAUGGCAUUACAACAAAGACCACCUUAUCAUCCAGCUAUGAGAGGUGGUGUUCCUGUUUUUCCACCUCAACAUCCACAUCAUCAAUCAUCGCCUCAAGUUAAACGAAAAACAAUGGCAACACCAACAACACCAACAUCAAAUAAUGACGCACGACGACGUCCAAUGAGCUUUGUUAGAGCUUUAGAAAUGACUGAUUCAAUGGAAAUGGUCUCUGCCGCCGCCGCCGCAUCAAAUGACACAAGGUCACAACGACCAACAACACCAACACCUGAUCGCGCAAGCGUUUACGAUAUGAAUUAUGAAAUAUCCGUAUAGCGCACCCUUUUUAUCUUCGCGCCAUUCUAUGCAAAAGAGCCGGAGAUCGUUGUCCGUGAAUCUGCAGACUGUUUCCAUAUCAUGUGCUUCAGCGAGCAGAAAAUGCGGGGAUACGAGAUUUUUGUUUAAUUAUAUACUAAAUAUUGAGUGCCGAAAUGAAUCAUAACACACAUACAUACAUAUACGGAGAACUCAGUGAUACGGAGAAUAAAUUCCAGAUAAAUAGCGAAUAAUUAAAAAAAAAAAAAAAUUGAGAAUUCUCCGACUAUUCAAGAAAUUUAGUUUUCAAAUAAAACUACAAAUACAGAAAAAAAAAUUUUGAAACUACUUAAAAUAAUUAAAUAAAAAGUAAUCUCCAUUUAAAAAUCUAUUAGAGAAAUAAAUUUCUCAAUUUUCUCGAAUUAUUCGCUAUAAAUCUUGGAUAUUUCGGGAAAUUUGGUGAUGCAUUUUUUUUUUCAUUUAUGAUGGAGGAACAAUUUUUUUUUUUCGUAAAAAAAAGAGUGUGGAAUUAUUUUCAGAGGAAAAGGUGCAAUUUAGGAUAUUUUCCGUUGACGAUGAGAAACUCUGUGCGCGAACAAAAUCGAUCAAGACUCAGAAUAUGUUUCUAAAAAGAAAAAUCGAAGAAUUUCGAGGAUUUUUUCAUCGCCGUGAAUUUUUGUAGAGUAAAAUUUGGAAUUCUGUAAGUUCUGUUUUUUUUUUUUUUUUUGCUUAAAAAUUUUCGUUUCUUUUUAGGUUAAUCUAUUUUAAUAUUUAUUUUCUUCUUUUUUUAUAUUAAGUAUUUUUUUAUGUUUUUUUUUUUUUUUUUUUGUAUUUUCUAUGAAAUUUGCGCUAAUCGUGAAAAUCACGAGAAAAUUAAUACUUUUGGCUAUUUUUGCCAUUAAAAAAAAAUUUUAAAUUAAUGAAUUUUGAUUAAUAAAUUCGAAGUAAAAUUGAAAAAAAAAAAGUUGAAUUAUUGAAUUUUAAAUCAUUUAGAAUUAUAUUUUCUAAAAAUAGAUUUUAACUUAUUCUAUAUAAUAGUCGGAGGGCAUUUUUGGUUUUUAAAAUAAUACCAUAACAUUUAACGAAUAACUGACAUGAAUUGAAAAAAUUGAUAUUUUUUUAUUGAUUUUAAUUUAUCUAAAAAAAAUUAUAGAUAAAUAUUUUCAUUAAAAAAUUGUCUAAAAUAUCUUAUAAAAUUUUUUAAAUCUAAAUAAUAUUUAUAAAAUCAUAUUUAAAAGCGACACGAUUAUGAUAAAUUCGCAGGGUAAAUUUGUAGAGAAGUUUUUGCUCAAUAAAAAUUUAAACGGGUCGUUUUUAAAUUUUUCUUUAUAAAUUAGAUAAAUAUCAUAAAUUUUUAUUUUUUCGUAAAUAAUAAUAUUCGUUAGUAUUCAAUAUACAUAUAAGGCAAAAAAAAUUUCCAAUGUAAAUAAAUUUAAAUGACUAUUUUUUUCGCUUGGUAAAAACAGUUUUUUAAUUACAAAAACAAUUUCUGACAGUGAAAGUAUAAAAAUAAAUGAAAGUUAGAUAUUUUAAUAAUGAACUUGCGACUUAGUAUUAAGAUUUAAAAUGUUUUAUCUAAACUUUUCAAUGAUUCAACAAUUUUUUAUGAAUUUAAAAUUUAAAGUCAUUUAAAAUAUUUUUUUUACAAAUUCAAAGUGAUGAUAAAGAAAAAAGUGUAUACUCUCUAUAAUAAUUUCUUUCUUUUUAAUUUUUUAAAGAAUAAUUUAAAGAAAAUUGUUUAUAUUUUAUUUUUCUGUUAAUUAAUAGAAAUUUUUGAGAUCCUGAAUUUGAAAAAAUACUCCUGAAAUUCUUACGACUUUUUUUUUUAUUUUUCCUUUUCUUGAGAAUGAUCUCAAAACGGGUUAUCAGUUAAUAAUUUCCUUUUUAUUGGAAAUUCUGAAGCUCGGCCGUUGGAUAAAGUCUGACUUUUUAUUUUUUUUUUUUGUCAAAAGAGCUGAACACUUUUUUUAAUUAACACAUAAGGUCAGUUUAGAUUUUGAUACAGUGUUAAUCGUGACUAUUGAUUUGAUUAAAAAAAAUAUAUAAAAAACCACGAAAGUCAAUCACACUUUUUUCAAAAAAUAUGAUUCGACGAAUAAGUGUGAUGUGAAUAUUGGAGAUAUUUCCCAAUGAACUCUCUUUUUAUCUCUCACUCUCUUUCUCUGUAUCUUCCUCUUUCACUUUUUCUCUUUCACCAAAUGAAGAUAAAAAAAAAAAAAAAAAUAUCCGUGUCCAAGUAAAAGAGAGUUACUUAAUCGAACUUAAGUCAUCGUCAGGAUAGAAUAACAAAUUUUUUGUAAAAUAAUCGUGGAAACUGUGUAGUAAAUUUUUAAUAUACGAAAAAAUAUUUAAUGAGAUAUUUAUACGUAAAUGAUGUAAAACAUAAGACCAUUAUUUUGCUUGUUUGUUAAAUAUUUUUUUUUAUUGUCAUUAAUGUGUCCAUUAUUUGUUUUUAAUAUCACAAUAUAUUUGUCUUGAAGACGAUUCAAAUGAUGAAAAACAUUUUUUUAAGAAAAAAAAAAAAUUAUUUAAAUAAGAUUUUAAAAAAACGAAUUUUUCAAAGUAUGCAAGUGAUGAGUGAAAAUGAUUUUGAUGAAUAUGUAAUAAAAUUGAGACUCUUAAACUUUUUGUUACAUAUACAUAUAUAUAAAAAAGAAAAACAAAAAUGAAAAUGAUUUUGUAAUAUAUACAUUGCAUAAAUCAAUCGCUAUGUACUUCUCUUUGUACUCAUUCCAUUUCUUAUACAAAAUGAACCUUUUUACGGAAAAUACUUAAGUUUCGGAAAAAAAAUAGUAAAGACUAUUUUAAUUUCGUUUUUUUUUGUAUUUUGUUAUUUAUUUAUUUUAAUUUGAAAAAAUACAUCACAAUUUUUAUGAAAAUAGUUUAAGAUGAUAUACAUAUAUAAUUGUUUGAAAGGGUCAAAGUAAAAUAGUGCAUAUCGAAAUAAACAAACAAAAAAAAAAAAAUACAAUGAUACUGAACCAAUUUUGAGUCUAUAAUCAAGUUUCGUGGAUCAAAUUGCAAUUUUUUUCAGGAAUUCGUGAGUCUGACCAAAUUCUUAUUCUUAUCAAAUAGUAAAUCGUGCCAAACGGAGAUUUUUCAAAAAAAAUAUAUAUAUAUCACGCAUCCUACCCAUUGUUUCAGCACUGAGAACAACGGUACAAUCUUUAUGAAAUGGUAAUGAUUUCAAAACAAAAAAAAAAAAAAAAAAAUGUACAAGAUGCGACGUAUAUUUAGUGUUUGUAAUUUGAUGUACUUGUACAUAUUACUCGUUAUAAUUAUUUCAAUGUACAUACGUAUAUAUUUCGAUACUUCACGUAUCAUCGCUAUUCUAUAAAAAUAAAUACUCUAAAAUCAA